Messenger RNA from Poecile atricapillus (Black-capped chickadee), 670 nucleotides. It is a transcript of the gene CLDN20, whose product is annotated as claudin 20. Gene Ontology annotation, molecular function: structural molecule activity. The transcript has a single exon. Lineage: Eukaryota; Metazoa; Chordata; Aves; Passeriformes; Paridae. Bases 11 to 670 code for a protein of 219 amino acids. The record is from RefSeq and is a predicted model, not a curated record. Gene Ontology annotation, cellular component: bicellular tight junction; plasma membrane. Gene Ontology annotation, biological process: cell adhesion; bicellular tight junction assembly.
GAUAACCAUCAUGGCAUCAGCAAGCCUGCAGUUCUUUGCUUUUAUUCUGGCUUUGUUUGGUGUUUUUGGAGAUAUCGCAGCCACGCUGCUACCACACUGGAAGGUAAAUGCAGAUGUUGGCUCAAAUAUCAUAACAGCUAUAACACAGAUGCAAGGACUCUGGAUGGACUGCACAUGGUACAGCACUGGGAUGUUCAGCUGUACCCUGAAAUACUCCAUUCUCUCUCUCCCAGUCUACAUCCAGGCUGCACGGACCACCAUGGUACUGUCGUGUAUCCUAUCAGCCUUUGGGAUCUGCAUCACUACAGUUGGAAUGAAAUGCACAAAGUUGGGAGGGGACACUGACAGCAAAAAUAACGCUUGUUUUGCUGGAGGAAUCUGCUUCAUUCUUGCAGGAAUCUUUGGAUUAGUACCAACAUGCUGGUACACAAGAGAAAUUAUUUCAAAUUUCCUGGACCAGACCGUUCCAGAGAGUAGUAAACACGAACCAGGAGGAGCAGUUUAUACUGGAUUCAUCUCAGCAGGGUUUCUGCUUAUCGCAGGUGUGAUCUUCUGCUCUUCCUGUUUUAAAAGGCAGCAAGGAACGUGGAUUUACCCUCCAAAGCAGCACCAUUUCCCAUCCGCAGAGCAGGAGAGCAAUGCAGGUUACAGCCUGAAGGACUAUGUAUAA